UAUUUAUGCAGGUGGGAGUUUGAGUGUGCCAAGUUGUACAUUUAAAUAACAGUCUUAGAUCUGCACUAAUUCUUAAAUAUGUGAAAACGAGUUUUUGAAUUUGUUACCUAGGGACAAGGGAAAUCCUCUAGUCAGCAUAUUAGAACAUACAUAGGGAAAGAUGAAGGAAGAUAAAGAUGCUAGGUGGUUCGAGCUCGAAUGUGUACCUAAGGAAUACAUAUUCCCAAUGGAAUAUAGACCCCAAAAUCUUGAUAGUCCUGUUUGUGAUUCGAUUCCUGUUAUAGAUCUUGCAAAAUCAAAGGCUGCAAAUGGACAUAAUAGCCAACCAGUUGAAGAAAUCUUGAAGGCUUCUCAAGAAUUUGGUUUCUUUCAGGUGAUAAAUCAUGGAAUGGCAGAAAAGACGGUGACGGAUGCAAUUAAUGUUCUUAAGGAAUUCUUUGACAUGCAAGCCAAAAAUACAACUGGCACUGUCCCACAUACAAAAGGUUAUAUUUACACAAACAGCACCGAUUUCGCGAAAGAUGGUGUGCAUUUAUGGAGGGAAAAUCUUAAGCAUGCUUGUCAUCCAUUGGAGGAAUGCGUUCGUCUAUGGCCAGAUACACCAACCCGAUAUCAGGAAGUAAUUGCAGCGUAUAUAAUAGAAAUACAAAAAUUGAGUUCAAGGAUUCUAGAGAUGAUUUGUGAAGGAUUAGGACUUAAACAAGGCUACUUCAAAGAUACAAGCGAAGUUCAGUUAUUGUCAUCUAAUUUAUACCCACCCUGCCCGGACCCGAGUCUUACUUUGGGCAUAUUAGCACACUAUGAUCCUAGUCUUCUAACCAUUCUUUAUCAAGGGGGUUCAACUGGUCUUCAGGUUAUGAAAGAUGGUCAAUGGGUCAAUGUUGGAGCCAAUCCUAAUGCUUUUGUUGUUAACAUAGGUAACCAACUGGAGAUAAUUAGCAACAGGAAGUUGAAAAGUGUUAAACAUCGGGUGGUGAACAAUACACAUGAGACAAGACGAAGCAUUGCAACGUUUGUGAACCCGUCUCCCGAUUGCAUCAUUGAACCGGCAAAACACUUGGUGAACGAACUGGAACCAUCGCUUUACCCAGCUAGUCAAUAUAAAGAUUAUGUUCUCCGCAACAAAGCAUUUGGUGACUACACCGCUGCCAUCCAGAAUGCUCUGCGUUAAAAAAGUUGAACAACAGUUGUUUACAGUUAAUGCUUAAUAGUAUAAGUAAUAUUGUGGUCCUUUUAUAUAACUUGAUAAUAUGUUGAUGAUAAUACAUAUCAUAAAGUUUGGUUAAUUUUGUUAUACUUUUUGCCGUUUAAGCUGUAACUUUUGUGUAGUGUUCAAUAAUCAAUUAUACCAUAA
Molecule: messenger RNA, 1354 nt
Organism: Helianthus annuus (common sunflower)
Lineage: Eukaryota; Viridiplantae; Streptophyta; Magnoliopsida; Asterales; Asteraceae
Product: hyoscyamine 6-dioxygenase
Exons: 5
Coding region: 161-1171 (336 amino acids)
Source: RefSeq, a predicted model, not a curated record